Molecule: messenger RNA, 519 nt
Organism: Arthroderma uncinatum
Lineage: Eukaryota; Fungi; Ascomycota; Eurotiomycetes; Onygenales; Arthrodermataceae
Exons: 4
Coding region: 1-519 (172 amino acids)
Source: RefSeq, a predicted model, not a curated record
AUGGAGCGUGAGGACUAUUCCAGCACCGGUUACAACUACAGCGGGUCUUACCCCCCUCGCGACCCCCUUUCUAGUGAGAGCAAACGAAAAAUAUCCGGAUACACAAAGUACCUAUACGGAGACGUCCAUAUAGGCGAUUAUAGCUCAAGUGUCCCUAAAUACAACGACAUCGGCAAGGCUACCGCAGCUGCUGCAAGCUCUGCUGCUUAUAAUACCAUGCUAGACUCAUACGAAAAGCUCGAUUCAGGAAAGGACUCCACUUUUCUCGACUAUGAUCAGCAUGAGACCCUUGGACCGCUAGCAGUUGAUGCUAAAAAUAAAUUUCAAGAGACUUCUAGACUCCGCAAGAUAUUCAAUAAGGAUCACAUCGGCCGACGAACCCGACAAUCCUACCUUGGGCAUGUUGAGGCGGCGGAGUCCGCAGCGGAUGCAUGCGAUGGACAUUGGUUGAGCUCUGAAUUCCAUUAUGGGGCUAUCGGCGAAGAGGCGCCAAUGCAUUCCGAUGAUGAGCUGUGGUGA